AUGCCUGUCCAACAGCACGUGCUCAACUGGCUGUACAGCGUCUUGACAAGCGAAUAUCACGAUGUCAACCGCACCUACAACGACGUCGCCACCGUCCUUGCCCGGUACCCGACGCUCGCUCCACGAACCGAUGUCCACACCUUCCCCAAUGGCGCCAGCGCUCUGCUGCUGCACCUUAAGGGCACGAUCCCCGUCCUCUUCCGAGGCGCCACAUAUAGAUUUCCAGUCUCCAUAUGGGUGCCGCAUGCGUAUCCGCGCGAGGCACCGCUGGUGUACGUGACGCCGACGGACACCAUGAUGGUCCGCCCGGGCCAGCAUGUCGACCCCCAGGGCCAGUUCUAUCACCCGUAUCUGGCUGGCUGGGCCGCCUUUUGGGAUAAGUCGACCCUCAAUGACCUUCUCUCCGUCUUGAGCGACAUCUUUGCAAAAGAGCCGCCGGUCAUCGCGCGCCAGCAGGCUCGAACGAGUGCUCAGAGCCCGCCUCCGCCCCAACAGCCGCCUCCAAUUACGCCGCAUCCCCCAGAGAGGCCGCUCCCUCCGACGUCUUCACCUGCGCAGCCUCAUACACAGCAAGCGGAACCUCGUCCCCCACCGCCGCCGCCCAAACCUCACCAAGAGGUCCCUCGACAAGAUACGCCUCGACAAGAGGCUCGCCCACCGCCGGUCCCACCGCACCCUCACCUCUCCUCUCCCAGCCCUCCCAGCGCUGGACUACCAUCCAGAUAUGAUUCUGCUCCCCCUCUUCCGCCGCAGGCUCAGACAUCCAGACCACCCUAUCAACCUCCACCACAUACUCAAUCGCUCCCCCAGUAUGCAAACGCUCUGCCGCCUUACCCCCCCCAGUCCCCCCCUCAGACUCACCCGCACGCUUUGCCGCAAUUUCAACCACCCUCGGGACCAAACUUUGCAUCACCAGGUCAAUAUACACAUGGACAGUUACAGCCGCACGGACAGUGGCAGCCAACCCAGCAGCAGCAGGCAUGGGAUAGAAUCCCCUUUCCGCCACAUCAGCAACAGCAACCGCCCCAACCGCUUCAGCAGAAACCACCGCCUCCUCCGAACCUUCUCGAUGAUUCACUGAACCUGGAAAUCUCGUCUCAGACUAUUGAAGCCCCUCCCAUUCCUCCAAAUCCCGAAAAGGAUGCUCUCCUCAGGCAGCUCGCCCAGACUCUAGCGUCCAUCCGGCAACGCAGUCGGCAGCAGAAUGAGUCCAGUAUGGCCGGACUGGAGGCUCAGCAGUCUGCCAUGCUAUCUGCAAUGUCUGCCUUACAAGCGGAGAUGGGCCAGCUCACUCAGCUGUCCAACGUUAUUUCUUCCAACACCAAUAUCCUUCAUGACGCUUUGCGCAAGGCAGAUGCCGUCAUAGAGGGGUCGAGAAGCUAUGUUGUUCCAGACAUCGACGAGCUACUAGUAGCCCCUACGGUAGUGGGGAAUCAGCUGUACAGGGUCGUGGCAGAAGAACGAGCGUUGGGCGACGCCAUCUUUAUGCUUGGACGUGCGGUGGAGAGAGGCCGCAUAUCGCCCGCCGCGUUUGCGAAGAUGACACGGUCUCUAGCAAGAGAGUGGUAUCUGAAGAAGGCCCUGGCACGCAAGAUUGCGCAGGGCAUGGGGCUUCUGAUGCCUUGA
This is a messenger RNA of Trichoderma citrinoviride, 1626 nucleotides long. RefSeq names its product UEV-domain-containing protein. Gene Ontology annotation, biological process: endosome to lysosome transport; protein transport; protein modification process. The transcript is spliced from 4 exons. NCBI's taxonomy places the organism in Eukaryota, Fungi, Ascomycota, Sordariomycetes, Hypocreales, Hypocreaceae. Gene Ontology annotation, molecular function: ubiquitin binding. The record is from RefSeq and is a predicted model, not a curated record. Gene Ontology annotation, cellular component: ESCRT I complex. The coding region runs from base 1 to 1626 and encodes 541 amino acids.